AUCUAAACAAUUUUUGCCGCGUAACGUAAAGAACAGCUGUGUUGUUCACUGAUUGAUAGACAGAUCUUUACUGUGAUUGGUUAGCGGGACGGAAGUCGUAAAUGCCGCUUGUAACGCAAGAAAAAACAAGAUCGUGUGUUUUAGUUCGUCUUCGGUUCGGAUCGCUGUUUGUUCGUUUAAUCGGUGCUUGACAUGACCACACAAUUGUAAAAAGCUCGAGGGAGGUCAUCGCGAUACAAGCUGUAAACUAUGAUUUUGCGACGUUAGAAACCACACUCUAAAGCAUCUCUGCGCUAUUGCUAUGUGUUAUGUUGCCUCGGCGAGUUUACGACUGUGGGUUUUCUCGAUUUGAAUUGAAAUGGCGACUUCUCUCAUCUCCUGGGACAUUUACGUCCCUAACUCGCUUGAAACAGGGACACUACUGACAAGAUGGGAAGAGGAGUCCAACUCAAGUCAAGGGCUGUUUUUCCGUGUCGACAAGUAUGGCUUCUUUCUGGGUUGGAGAGAAGACGAUAAGGAAGGGAAUUGUUUGGAUCUGUGUCAUGUGAGUGAAGUAAGACCCGGUGGUGUACCAAAGGAUGCCAAGUUGCGAGAGAUGCUUCAAAGUGAAGGGGAAGGAUUCUUGGAGGACAGGUCAUUUACUGUUGUCUGUGGGCAAAAUCUUGUGGAUGUUACCUACUUGCAUUUGACAGCACCAUCAUGUAAAAUUGCAAGGGAAUGGAUUAAUGGACUGCCACCCUUGUUACGCAACCUCAAGAUUUACAAUGCCAGCGUCUUGACACAGUUAUUUAAACUCUAUAUCAAGCUCACUGUUCACUUGGCAACUCCUUCCAACAAGAUUUCUGUAAAGAAUAUCUGUAAGAGCCUUAAUGUUGGAAAGUAUGAGCAAAGAGUAUUUGAAGGGUUAGAAGCUAUGAAACUUCCAUGUGGGAAGAAUGACGAACUUGACUGUGCAUCAUUCACCUUUGAGCAGUUUUACCAGCUCUACUUGAAAGUUUGUGGCAGGCUUGAAAUUGAACAACUGUGUGUUAAGUGGGGUGGUGGCAAAGCACCCUACCUUAAUGUCAACCAACUGGUUAAUUUCUUAAACCAAGAGCAAAGAGAUCCUCGAUUGAAUGAGAUACUCUAUCCCUAUUACAACAGAGAGAAGGCCCUUUCUCUGAUAUGGAAGUAUGAGAAAUCUUUGGAUAACCUACAAAGAGAUCGUAUCACUGUUAAUGGACUGACAAGAUAUCUACUGAGUGACGACAAUCUUCUUAUGAUGCCUAACAGAGUGGAAAUUUAUCAGGACAUGACACAGCCUCUGUCACACUACUUUAUUAACUCGUCACACAAUACAUACCUUGUGGGGCGUCAAUUUGGCGGCAAGUCUUCUGUUGAGAUGUACAGACAAUGCCUGCUGGCAGGCUGUCGGUGCAUUGAACUGGAUUGCUGGGAUGGGCCUGGUGAUGAGCCCAUUAUAACACAUGGCAAAGCCAUGUGUACUAACAUCAUGUUUAAGGAUGUGAUAGAAGCAAUUCGUGACUCAGCAUUUGUGACAUCUGAGUACCCAGUGAUACUAUCCUUUGAGAAUCACUGCAGCAAAUCCCAACAGCACAGAAUGGCUAGUUACUGUUCUGAAAUCUUUGGAGAUAUGCUUUUGAAAUUUCCUCUGGACAGUCAUCCAAUUGAAGAAGGUAGUCCACUUCCAUCACCAAGCCAUCUGAAAAGAAAAAUAAUUAUCAAGAACAAGAAACUCAAACCGGAACAAGAAAUGGAAGAAAUAUUUAGUGAUUAUGAACCCACUGACUCUUCAGGAUUUCGUGCCGGAAGCAUAAAAGAAACUGCUAUUAUUGAUGAUGAAAUUGAAGAAGAGGAGGAGGAGGUGCCAGAAAGUGAUAAUGAUGAUGACGCUCGUGACCGAUCUGUAAGCUGUGAGGAGUUUGACAAAAUAAUGGCAUACAGUGAUAAAAUUUGCAAUGACCUUUUACGAGAAUCUACCUCCACUGCAGCAGAAGAAUCCUCUGAUGACAAGUCAGUGACCCUCGAUAAUAUUUCUCAGUUUAGUUCAGAGUCAGAUUCACUGUCAGAGUACUCAAACUUUCUUCUUUCCAAGAUUCUUAACGAUGCAGGCUUAAAUGGUGUAUCUAAGGAUUUGGAAAAUACCUUUGUUAUGUCAAGGAAUAGUAGAAACUUUCUUGAAAUGCAAGGAAUUGAGUCAGUAGCAGACAAUAGUUCAGAAAGUAGUUCGAGAUCAUCAAGAACUAGUGAAGAGGUGAUGCCUUCUACAGGAAAUCGUGUUUCAGGGAUUUCUCUCACUUCAACUUUGAGUGCAACAUCAGAUGUUUCAACAGACAGUGAAAGUCUUUGUGUAACGCCAACUGUGACAGUGACCGACAGUGGGGAGACACAUAAGUUUCCAUCUCCCAAAGAAGAAAGUAACACACCUGAUGUUGUUCAUAAACCAUACCGCAGUAAUGGUGGGCUUGAGUCUAUUAAAGAAGUUUCUGAUUCUACUGAAAAUGACAAUCACAAAGAUGCUGAUGAUUCUGAUGAAAGUUCUGUAAAAUCUGAGGGUAAGAAGUUUCAGGGUGAUUCAGAACCUGAAGAAAAUGACCAAAAAAAUGGGAAAAUUUCAUCAGUAAUUCAGUGCAAUGGCAAAGUAGAUUCUAAAAGAACUCACCCUUCGGUACAAGGAAUGAAUUCUGGAUCAUCAUCUUCCAGAGGCAGCAAAGACUAUUCAGUUGAUCCAAAAUUCUUUUGUGGAAGGAAAGAGAGUAAUGCAAGUACACAAAGUGUGGAUUCAAAUGUGGAAGAUGAUGAAGAGCGGGAUGUUAUCAGUGAAUUUAAGAAGCGAGAGGAGAAGCUGGCCAGCUUUGGAAGUUCACUGAGACUUAACAUGGUUGGGGGUAAGAAGACGUCAAGGGCAGCCAGUCUUACUCCAGAGGACUUGGAAUACUUAGCACAAAUGACCACAACAUCAACCACUGGAAGCAUUCAUCCCUACUUGUCUUCACUCGUCAAUUACAUUCAUCCGGUACCAUUUACUGGAUUUGACGAAGCAGAGAAAAAGAACUUAUCUCAUCACAUCUCAUCAUUUAAUGAGUCUACUGGGUUUGGUUUACUGAAAGCCAGCCCUGUAGAAUUCGUUAGAUAUAACAAACGUCAGUUGUCCAGGAUCUAUCCAAGGGGGAGCAGGGUGGAUUCAAGUAACUACAUGCCACAGGUAUUCUGGAACGUUGGCUGCCAGAUGGUCUCACUCAACUUUCAAACUUCAGACUUAGCCUUUCAACUGAAUGAUGGAAAAUUUGAAUACAACAAAAGAUGCGGGUAUCUACUCAAACCUGAUCUCAUGAGACGGUCUGACAGACAGUUUGAUCCAUUCACUGAGUCAGUCAUAGAUGGAAUGGUUGCUGCUUCAGUUGUUGUUAAGGUGAUAUCAGGGCAGUUCUUGUCAGAUAAGAGGAUAAGCACCUGUGUUGAGGUGGAUAUGUAUGGCCUUCCGACUGAUACACUGCGCAAAAAAUACAAGACAAAAUUUGUUCCAAACAAUGGCAUGGAUCCAGUCUAUGAAGAGGAAACAUUCAAGUUCAGACGGGUUGUAUUUCCAGAACUUGCACUAUUGCGAUUUGGCGUUGUGGAUGACAACGAUAAACUGAUUGCCCAGAGGGUUAUCCCUUUAGAUGGAUUACAGUCAGGAUUCCGCCAUAUUUCCUUGAGAACAGAGAACAACAUGCCACUGCCAUUAGCAACACUGUUUUGUCAAAUUUCCCUGAAGACAUACAUUCCUGAGAGAUUUACAGCCAUAGUUGAUGAACUGUCAGAGCCUAUAAAGUACCAGUCUGCAGUGGACAAGAGAGCUGCUCAAAUGCUUGCGUAUGGCAUUGAUGAGGAGGAAGACCCCCAAAGCAAUUUUCCCUCAUUUUUUAAGUUUUCACCGUCCUCUAAUUCAUUAUCAAGAAUGAAGAAUACAGCUUCCCUAAGUUCCAUCAGUACUGCUGGUGGAAUUUCACCUGCUCCAGCUCGACCUCGGGAAUCUGUUGCAACAUUGAAUUAUGGUGGUGCAAGAUCCUCAUCAGAGCUUACCCUUAUCGAGAGUAAUGUUCCAAAGAAACAUGACUUUAAGUUUUCUCCGGUAAUUGUUGAAGAACUGAAAAAGGACAAGACAUUUCUCAAGGUCUUCAAAAAACAUCAAAAAGAAAAUGAAACUCUCGUAAAAAAAUACACCAAGGAGCGUACAGCCAUGCAAAGAAUUCACACAGGAGAUCUUGAAAAGCUCAUAACAAACUAUGAAAAGAUAAAAGUGACAGCAAUAAGAACAUUUGAGAGAGCAGUCAAGCGAUGUGGAGAAGAAAGGUCAGAAGAGCUAAGAAAAGUUCAUGAGAGCAAGAUGCUUUAUCUGAACAAGACUCAAACUGACAUGGCAAAGGAAAAAUUAACCACCCAGACUGAGGAGUGGAUAAACAUGAUUAACCGGCAGGUUGAGGAAGAGACUGCACUCUAUGAACUACAAGCAGACAUGCAACUUGAGACUUUGAAGAAAGUGAUGGAUUCUGUACAUGAAACUCAAGUAAAAGAGGUUAUUGCAAGACAUGAAAAGGAAAAUGUCGAGAUAACAAAGAAACAGACAAAGCAGUCAAUGGAAUCUGCCAAAGCACUUGCACAGGACAAAAAUAUCCAGUCCAAAGAGGAAAGGGACAGGAGACAGAGAGAGCUAGACAAGCAAAAUCUCAAACAGUUCGUCGAUGAAAGGCAAAGAUUGUCAAAGAGACAAGAAAGGGAACUUGAAGAACUAAAAAACCAGCAUAAGGAAGAGAGGAAGAACUUGGAAGUUGAAUUUCAAAAAGUUGUGUCAGAAAACAUAGAUGAGAUCAAGACAAAUGGUGAAAAGUCUAGGAAAGCUAUUCACACCGCAUUCCAGACUGUUUUACCAACACACUGAUGUGGAACCUUUACACAAACAGUAACCUUUUGUAUAUUAGUUUUAAUACUGCUGGUCAGUAUUGAACAAACCUUUGUAAUAUAAAUAUAUAUUUUAAAAAACUGUAACUCAGCAUAGACAAGCAGAAAGUUUUGCCUGUUUCAAUCUUAGUUCCAAACAGUGAUAUUUAUAAGUAGGAAGAAUUUGAUAUUUUAUUGGUUAUGGAGCCCUUAAACUGGGAUCAAUUUAUGUCAAUAUGGCGAGAUGAAUGAGGUUUAAUGCUGUAUCAGUAGAAGAUGCACAGACAUAACGGCAGUAUUAUAGACAAGUCCAUUUGACUUUUUCUCCAAGGAAGUAAGUAGUAGAUGAUUGUUUUAAUUUUAAACAGCAACAGUAGAGUAGAACACUUGAUUGUCAGAGUAGACUUUAUCUAAUGGGUUGUUUUUAGAAUUAGAGCCUGUUUACAUAGAGGUUGGGGACCCUACUAAGUAGGUGAAGUAACCUGCCUGCCACAGUUGGAAGAUAGCUCAGGGUUUCAUAUAAUCUUACAACCCUGGAAUCCUAAGAUGAAGUUUCUAGAGGUUGUUGACAUGUGGCCAGGUGAUUUCCCCACCUGGAGACAUUUACAUGGCAAAUUGCAACCCUGGCUGACCUUACCUGCUAGACAUGGGCAAUCCACCUAUCAUGUGAAUGUGAUCAAGAUAAAAUAAGGGAUUACAUAGACAGGUCAGGUUUCCCCACUGAGGCAGGUUACCUCACCUACCUGGGGUCCCCCCCCCCCUUCCACAUAAACAAGCUCUUAAGAUUAUGUCAGUUUGAUGUUAAUAAUUCUGAAUAAAGUAAGUGAAGUUUUUGUGCUCAAUAUUUGAUCUUGCACCAUGUCUGUCAUUAAAUUAUUUCAAUCAUUUUUAAAGUGAGAAAAAGUUGUCAAGACAAGUAAUUUUAAUUUAUUCAUCAGUGCACUGGACAAUGCUGUAGCAAGAAAGUGUUUUAUUCAUUUCAUGCAAAGUAAGCGUGUUCUCCAACUUAAUUUAUAGUUGAGGCUUUUUGGAAUUGUGGAGUAGUUUUUACACUCUUAUGAUAAUUUUGUUUGGCAAAAGAAAAUGGGAAAGCUCAGCUUCUUUGCAUGUAUUUACUGCAUGAAAAGUGAGACAAGACAUGGAUGUAUGGCAUAUCUGGUACUAAGAAAAACUUUGUAUCACUUUGUUUUAAAGGCUCUGUAACUACACAAAACAUACUGAAAAAAGGAAAAAUUUACUAAUAUAAAAAAGAUAUAGAGGAAUUACACUAAAAGUGCCAUAUAAGCAUGGAAAUUAAUAAAAAGAGGUACAUACUUUGAUAUAGUAAUUGAUUUUAAACAAAAAUCCAAAUGAAUGUUUCACUGUUUAACGAGUGAACGUCAGUGAAAACUGAAGUAAAUUAUAUUAUCAUAUGACCCAGUAUUACCCCAUGUGUGCUUGUAUUAAAAAACAGAAAUUCCCAUUUGACAGCUGUAUUUGAUAAUGCCAGCAGGGCCUGAAAAUGCUGCAUGCUAAAUUAUACUGUCACAAGAGAGGAAAAAAGAAAGAAUGGGAGAGAGGGGCAGUCCUGUGAUAAAAUGUGUCUAUUGACUGAGUAAGGUUGAAAUGGGAAAUAUUUGGCUCUUGGUUAUGAUGUGCAGACAGAAUGCAGCACAUUCCUUUCAUCAUGACCUCGAGCCAAAUAUUUUUAUGUCCUGCUCUCCUGCUCAAUCAAUAAUGUAGUAGAUAUUAAUGAAAUGCAAAGAUUUACUCCUGUUUCCAUAUGGUAAUAAGAUAUUCCAUCUUCACAUGUGAAGAUAGUGAUGUAGUUUUGACAAUCAUGAUGUCCUAAAUGCUUUAAUUUUGUGAGACAAUAUUACUGAAUGUAACUCUUUUAGAUAUGAAAAAACAUGACCGAUGUUAAAGUGGCAUUUCUCCCAAGAAAUCACUGCAUCUGAAGUGUUUUAUAUGCAUUCAAGCAUUCUUUUUUUAAUCUGACCAUUUCAUUAAUAUCUAUUUCAAUAUAAUAUGAUAAACAUAAUAUCUAAUAAUAAUCUUAUAAACAUUAUGGCCUCUUUUGGAUACAAAUUUAUUGUACAAGGUGUUGAUAAUUCUCCAAAACUCCUUUAAAGGGAUGAUCUUUGCUGAAUGUAAACAACAAACAGCAGAAAUAGACUCUGACUUUUCUCACUUUUUGGUUAAUCAUUAACCAGUUAGCUCCCAAGAUCUUAUUGUAAAAUCUCCUUUCUAGUUGCCACACAUUUCCUUGUAAAUAAAUUAGGAUAAUUUGGUGUGAGAUAAGGAUAACUUCUACCUGAUUAUUUUUAUUAUUCUCAUUACCUGUUUGCUGAGUAAUGUAUGGAUAUUAGAGGGAGAAGUUACAUGUCAAUCACUUCUGGGAGCUAAAGGGUUAGAUUAAUGUCAAAGAAAACAGCGGCAAAAAACCUGUCUUUCAGUGAAAAACCUUUCUUUCAGUAAAGCAAGUACUGACUUUGCAGAGAUAAAAAGGAGUUCAGUUUUUACUAUUGUUAUUCAAUCUAAAUGUCAUGCUCAACCCCACUAUAAUUAACAUUUUCAGAAUAAAAUUUGUAUCCAUUUUAUGCCAUGGCAAUAUCUGAUUUAUCAUUAAAAUUUUAUUUUGUAGUAUUUUGAGAGAGCCAUAUCAUGAUUUUAUGAAUAUGCCCUAGGUAGUUAAUUGUAUAUAGAAACAACUGCUAGUGCCAGGUGGCAUGUCUACUGUUAAUAUGCAUAGUAAUUUACCAG
Molecule: messenger RNA, 7662 nt
Organism: Stylophora pistillata
Lineage: Eukaryota; Metazoa; Cnidaria; Anthozoa; Scleractinia; Pocilloporidae
Product: 1-phosphatidylinositol 4,5-bisphosphate phosphodiesterase beta-4
Biological process (GO): phosphatidylinositol-mediated signaling; release of sequestered calcium ion into cytosol; phosphatidylinositol metabolic process
Molecular function (GO): phosphatidylinositol-4,5-bisphosphate phospholipase C activity; calcium ion binding
Source: RefSeq, a predicted model, not a curated record